CCGGGAAGUCGCGCGUGCGCAGUCUGGGCCCCGGACCGCCCGGCCAAGCCCCUCUCUGCGGCGAGGUCCGUCCUGCCUUGGCUCCUCCGUGCUGCCGUCUUUUCCGGCAGUUGGGGCGCUUCCUGUUGUCCUCACCCGCAACUCUUCCUCGGCCCCUAUCACAGAGCCUCUCACGCGUCUCCUCCCUUCCCCUGGCUCCCCGGCUGCUGGCGCUGGGGCUUCGCCUGUCUGCACGUCGCGAGCGCCGGCCGGCGGGGCGUCUGAGGCUGCCCGCCGCCCCCAGCCCUGCCUGCCCCGGGGUCUGCAGCCAUGGCAAUGACAGGCUCAACACCUUGCUCGUCCAUGAGUAAUCACACAAAGGAAAGGGUGACAAUGACCAAAGUAACACUGGAAAAUUUUUAUAGCAACCUUAUUGCUCAGCAUGAAGAACGAGAAAUGAGACAAAAGAAGCUAGAAAAAGUGAUGGAGGAAGAAGGCCUAAAAGAUGAAGAGAAACGACUCCGAAGGUCAGCACAUGCCCGGAAGGAAACAGAGUUUCUUCGUUUGAAGAGAACAAGACUUGGAUUGGAAGAUUUUGAAUCCUUAAAAGUAAUAGGCAGAGGAGCAUUUGGUGAGGUACGGCUUGUUCAGAAGAAAGAUACCGGGCACGUGUAUGCAAUGAAAAUACUCCGUAAAGCAGAUAUGCUUGAAAAAGAGCAGGUUGGCCACAUUCGUGCGGAGCGAGACAUUCUAGUGGAGGCAGACAGUUUGUGGGUUGUGAAAAUGUUCUAUAGUUUUCAGGAUAAGCUAAACCUCUACCUAAUCAUGGAGUUCCUGCCUGGAGGGGACAUGAUGACCUUGUUGAUGAAAAAAGACACUCUUACAGAAGAGGAGACUCAGUUUUAUAUAGCAGAAACAGUAUUAGCCAUAGACUCCAUUCACCAACUUGGAUUCAUCCACAGAGACAUCAAACCAGACAACCUUCUCCUGGACAGCAAGGGCCAUGUGAAACUUUCUGACUUUGGCCUUUGUACAGGACUGAAAAAAGCACAUAGGACAGAAUUUUAUAGGAAUCUGAACCACAGCCUGCCUAGCGACUUCACUUUUCAGAACAUGAAUUCCAAAAGGAAAGCAGAAACCUGGAAAAGAAAUAGACGUCAGCUAGCCUUCUCCACAGUAGGCACUCCUGACUACAUUGCUCCUGAGGUCUUCAUGCAGACCGGGUACAACAAGCUCUGCGAUUGGUGGUCGCUUGGGGUAAUCAUGUAUGAGAUGCUCAUCGGCUAUCCACCUUUUUGUUCUGAGACCCCUCAAGAGACAUAUAAGAAGGUGAUGAACUGGAAGGAGACAUUGACUUUUCCUCCAGAAGUCCCCAUCUCUGAGAAAGCCAAGGAUCUAAUUUUGAGAUUCUGCUGUGAUUGGGAACAUAGAAUUGGAGCCCCUGGAGUUGAGGAAAUAAAAAGCAACUCUUUUUUUGAAGGUGUUGACUGGGAACAUAUCAGAGAGAGACCUGCUGCAAUAUCUAUUGAAAUCAAAAGCAUUGAUGAUACCUCAAACUUUGAUGAGUUUCCAGAAUCUGAUAUUCUUAAGCCAACAGUGGCCACAAGUAAUCACCCUGAGACUGACUACAAGAACAAAGACUGGGUCUUCAUCAAUUACACAUACAAGCGCUUCGAGGGCCUGACUGCAAGAGGGGCGAUACCUUCCUACAUGAAAGCAACGAAAUAGUGCCCUUGUCAUGGGAUCUUAAGUAGAGUGGAGUUCUCUUUACUACAUCAUGGUUUUUCUCCCAUACUCUUGAAAGCGCUUCCAAGAAGCUUAUGGAACCCACCAAUAUGUCAUAGUAAAAUCGCCUGAAAUGUGAUAGUAAGUGGAUUUUCUUCCAUCAUGUAUCUGAAAGCCGACAGAAUGAAGACAACCACUUCUACUACAUCAUUCAUAAAGCUGUCCUGCUUCUUCAGAAGCAUCAUGAGCCAAUUUGAUAGGUGUUUUAAGAACAACCUGAAUUUUCCUAAGUUCAUCAGAAUAAGGGGAAAAGCUGCCAUCAUCCAUCAUUGAGAUUAUAACACAUACUACUCAUUGAAUAUCAGCCAGUUCCUGUGAUUUUGUAACAUGUGGUCUGCCAAGCCCACCAAGUAUUUCUUCUUCUUUAUAGUAAAAGUUCCCUAGUACUAAGGAAAUAAAGCAAUAAUGAAAGUCUCAGCAGCCAGCAUCUGGCUGAAGGAAGUGACCCACCAUUGUGAGGGGUGGUGAUGGUAGUUUCUCCCUGUACCUCGGCCUCCAGCCAGUGGCUUUUUAUAGCCUCCAUUCAUGGUGCACUUUAUUUAUGGUACUAAGAUAAAGACCCUCAAUGCAUUGACGUAUCUUCCCCCUCCCCCCAUCUUAAAUACUCAUGCUGCUUUUCUGAGUGUCGAUGGGGGGGAUGCCAGCUUGAUCCCUUGCUCUUAGAAGGCCCAAAAAGCCAUUGGGCAUUGCCAAGGAAUCCCGGAUCAUGUGGAAAGCCCUCACCUUUUCUUCACAGCUGUUGUCAGAAAACCCCGGACAGAUGAUGUGUGGACCAGCAAUAUCUGCAGGUGCUGCCAACAGGAAAUUAGUUUAUUUCUGAACUAUAACUAGGAGAGCCCAGGCAGAGGCAGGAGACCUGGGACCCUAUUGGCUAAGGUGCUGCUCCUGUUCCUGCAAGGUCUCCAGAACCUCCUGGGAAGGGUGAAGGAACCAGCCUUCACUUUCAAUAGAAAGUACAGAGGCAGCUGACAAGCCCUUGUAAAAGGUCACUCCUUAGUUCUGGUGCAACUGCAUUUUGUCUUCUCUUGGUAUUUCUUCUCUCCCAACUUUAAGUAGCCAUUUUGCCUUGGAAUCAUGACUACACAUUUUUCCUUUGCAGAUGCCUUCCUGGGGGAUAUUCCUCCCCACCCUAAAGGGUUGCUGCAGCUCGGGCUGUGGUGUUCUCUCAUGAGAGGCCCUUAGAAUUUUAGCACAAAGUGCCUUCUCUUUCACAGCUGCCACCACCUAUAGAGGAAUUUUGUCAGAAGAACGUGGAGGCUCCAUAUUAAUGCAUUAUUACUUUUUUUAAGGUUUUGAUAACCCUUGAAAGCAUCCUUUGCACCUGUGUGGGAACUUUGCCUGUUGCAGGGCAUCAUGGCCAAGCUGUGACUGGGAGACUGGUUUCUGCCAGUCUUGAGGUUGUGAAGAUCAGCUUUGGAAGGAAAGUAUCCUAGUUUAGCCAUUCUGGAAUGAAAAAUGGAAUAUCAGAGUUAGAGUUGUUAAUGAAACUGCUUUUGAGUUUUGACAUCUUAGAGGAAGGAAAAAAGAAGACAGGGAAGUCUUAACUCUGGAGGAAGGUAAUGUGUUUGCCCCUUACUCUUGCAUCCAUAGCCUGUUAAUGAAAAGGAAGUGAGAUUCUUUUGUGUAACUUGGUAGUUUCUUUGUAUUACCAAAUCGUCGAGGUCUUCACCUCGUGUGUUUCGCAAGUGUGUGUGGUGAGCGCGGGCAGAGAGAAGUGACUGGAGCAGCGGAAGUCUCUGUUGGGGAGUGGCAGAGGAUGAUUUUAGGGGGAAAUGCCCACCUUUUCUUUCAAGUUUCUGAAUAAACUGUGUGAAAACAA
Carlito syrichta (Philippine tarsier) is the source of this 3583-nucleotide messenger RNA. RefSeq names its product serine/threonine kinase 38 (gene STK38). Gene Ontology annotation, molecular function: protein serine/threonine kinase activity; ATP binding. Gene Ontology annotation, biological process: peptidyl-serine phosphorylation; intracellular signal transduction. The transcript has 14 exons. Bases 310 to 1707 code for a protein of 465 amino acids. NCBI's taxonomy places the organism in Eukaryota, Metazoa, Chordata, Mammalia, Primates, Tarsiidae. The record is from RefSeq and is a predicted model, not a curated record.